Molecule: messenger RNA, 1370 nt
Organism: Vitis riparia (riverbank grape)
Lineage: Eukaryota; Viridiplantae; Streptophyta; Magnoliopsida; Vitales; Vitaceae
Exons: 2
Coding region: 607-1194 (195 amino acids)
Source: RefSeq, a predicted model, not a curated record
AUUGAUUUCACAGAUUUGUAUCUCAGAGCGUCGCUGUUAGAUCAGUUCAUAAGCCCUCUUUGUACAUAUAUUUUGUAAAUGUAUACAUGCAGCUUGUCAACGCGGAUAGAAUGAUUAGAUCAUCUGCUUCAUAUAUAUGCAGUUUAUGGGAAUGAAAUGGUUGGAUUAUAUGUCUUUUUAUUGAGCCAGAAUCGUGUUUUCUUCGAGUUUGUUUGCAUAAACAUGAAUUUUGGGAAGGAAAAUAGGCUAGAAAUGCAUGGAAAAUAAUUCUGGAGUCUCAAAUUUUUUCGUGGGUAAAUUAAUAUUAAUAUAGUUGUCAGGAAAGAUUUGACUCUCAGGCAGACCCAAUGUUUCUCCCGUGGCUCAAUCUAUUUCUAAACCGCGGGUGCCUAAAAAUCUUUCCUCGAUUUAUGCUACACCCGGGAUGCCCUCUAAACGAUUUCCAUUAUUUAAUUAUUAUUGUUUGAUAAAUUCGAGAUGGGGAUGAAAAUAUGAAAGAUACCCUUCUGUGAUAUGCUGUUUUGAUUGGGCCUGGGCCACUUAUUUCUUUGGAGGAAAAGCUGUUUUAAGGGCCAGUGUUCGACCCACUUCAGGGGUACGCGGUCCAUGCCUCAAACUCUCACACCAUUCAAUCAUGGGUCGGACAGUAACCAAUCCACAUUCUGGAUCUUCAUCUCCACCUCCACCACACACGAGAGCCUUAACCAAUCUAUGAAUUCAACCAAGCCUCUCCUUCUCAAUUCUUUUUACAGACUACCAACCAUGAAUUCAAUCAAGCCUUGUAAAACCUCUUAUCAACCGCCAUUUCUUUCCAACCCUUGUAAGAUUCCGAAACGGGUAAUGAAAUUACGAAGCAGUUUUCCACCAGGUAAGGUUGCUGAUAGAAGAAAGGUUGCUGUGAGGGUGAGUAGUGGAGAAGGAGAUGAGAAAACAACAGAAAGAAGAAGCUUCUUGACUCUGGAAGAAGCAGGUUUAGUUGAAAUAUCAAGUCUCAGUACUCACGAAAGGUUUCUAUGUAGGCUCACGAUAUCGUCUUUGAAUCUACUGAGAGUGAUAGCAGAACAAGAAGGAUGUUCAAUUGAGGAGUUGAAUGCUGGGAAGGUAUGUGACUGGUUUGUGAAGGAUAAGCUCAAGAGGGAGCAGAAUCUGGAGUCCGCAGUACUUAAGUGGGAUGAUUCUGAGUUCCAAUUUUGAGAUUUUUCUGUUUUUGUAAUUCAAACACAAUCUGGGUUUUUUCAAAUUUGGAGGGGCAGUAAUAGAUUAAGCCAUGAGAUCUCUUUCCUUAAUGUCAUCAUGUGUAUGGGGACCAGGAGAUUGAAGAAUUCAUACCAGUCUUUUGUGCUUGAUGAAUUUAUUCCUGUGACAGGGUU